UAAAGCCAGCCGCAGAUGGAACUGGAGUGAUUGCUGGUGGUGCGAUGAGAGCUGUUCUUGAGAUGGCUGGAGUUCAUAAUGUAUUAGCAAAAUCUCAAGGUUCUUCUAAUCCACAUAACGUUGUUAAAGCAACUAUUGAUGCACUUUCUAAAAUGAGAAAUGCGCAUGAAGUUGCAAAAAAUCGUGGUGUGAAUCUUAAUAAAAUAAAGAGUGCAAUUGAUAGAAGUAAACGUCAGAAAGGCACUAUAGUGGCUUUAGGAAUAAAGAAACUUCACAAUCCUGUAGUUAAGGAAGUAACUCCACAAAUUAUGGGAAUGGUUGCAAAGGUGGCACAUUUAUUACAUAAUUUAACACCUGCUUUAGGGUCAGUUAAAAAUGAGAAAGGCAGAUUAGGCCGUGGUGAAGGUAGUGGUUCUGGUGGUACAGCUUCUAAAGGACAUAAAGGGGCUAAAGCAAGGACUGGUUACAAGAGUAAAAGGGCUUUUGAAGGGGGUCAAAUGCCAAUUCAGAUGCGUUUACCUAAAAGAGGGUUUAAGAAUAUUAAUAAUGUAACUUAUGUUGCUAUAAAUGUUUCUCGUUUACAAGAGAUACAUGACAAUUAUGGCUUAACGGAAAUAUCAAAAGUUGCUUUAUAUAAUGAAGGUAUUAUUAAUAAAGGGGACAAAAUUAAGGUAUUAGGUAAUGGAGAACUUAGUGUAAAACUUAAUAUUAUAGUUGAUGCUUUUUCAGCUACAGCUAAGACUAAGAUCGAAGCUGUUGGCGUAGUUCUUGCAGUCUUUAGAUUAGGGUCUUAUAUUGUAUUACCCGGAGUAAAUGCACUUGCACUAUCUGCUGCUUCAGAAGGAAGAAAGGCUAAUGACUUACUUCAAUUAAUAAAUACUUUUACUGGUGGGGCUUUUAAUCAAGGUUCUAUCUUUGCUUUAGGUAUUAUGCCUUAUAUUACUGCAUCUAUUAUAGUGCAAUUAUUAGGUUUCGCUGUACCAUAUUUUCAACGGCUUCAGCAAAAGGAAGGUGAAUCGGGAAGAAAGAGAAUUAAUCAAAUUACAAGAUUUUUAACACUUUUAAUUACCUUAGUUCAAGGUAGCGGUUAUUUAUUAAUGUUGAAUACUACUCCUGGAGCUGUAGAUUCGUCAAUAAAUCCUGGUGUUUUUUGGUUUAGUAAUAUGAUUAUCUUAGCUACGGGUACAAUUUUUGCGAUGUGGUUAGGUGAAAAAAUAACUGAUAAGGGUAUUGGAAAUGGUAUUUCUUUAUUGAUUAUGGUAUUAUUGCGAGAUUACCACAAUCAUUUAUUGCUGAGGUGCUUGGCCAAAUUACUGAGAAUA
This is a messenger RNA of Darwinula stevensoni, 1322 nucleotides long. NCBI's taxonomy places the organism in Eukaryota, Metazoa, Arthropoda, Ostracoda, Podocopida, Darwinulidae. The record is from the annotation of a GenBank genome assembly.